AUGACCUCACUUUACAAAAACCCCUCAUACCUGGGCAUCUAUCGCUCACAUAUCUCUCUUCAUUUCCAUGUAUGCACUAGCAUACUAUUGUACUUCUUUGCCUUUAUAUCUAUGUUAGGACAUAUCUUUGUAGUUUGCUCAUAUCUAUCUAUCUAUCUAUCUAUCUAUCUAUCUAUCUAUCUCAAUCUAUUCAUAUUUAUUUAUAGAAGAGGGAAUAAUUUGAAACAGGUGUUUAUAUCUAUCUAUCUAUCUAUCUAUCUAUCUAUCUAUCUAUCUAUCUCAGGCUGUUUAUAUCUAUCUAUCUAUUUAUCUAUCUAUAAAGGAAAAGACAUAUAUCUGAAGAAUUUUGGAGAAAACACCAACCACAACCUCGGGACACUGUUUAUUACGGGAUGGAAUGAAGUAUCUGGCAAAAGAGCUUCAGCAUUUAAUGUUUUCCUUUAUGAGUGCAUCCUUUUCGUUCAUUUGUGUGAUCAGAAGUGCAUCUUCUCUUUGGAGAGAAUAAGAUGCAAAAAUCCACAACUUACUUCCCUUGUUGUUAAUAAUCCUUUAUAUCAUUUCCCGCCUCCAAACAUCGCACAAUUUGCGAUUGUUUAUUUACCAUGUGCGCUUCCUUCAAUCUGUCGCGUCGCUGUACGUACUGGCUUCAGCUCGGAUCUCUUCCAGUCAUCCAGUACAGAGCGUGCAGCGCGAAGGCCUCUGUGGGUACCGUUCACUCAAUAA
Messenger RNA from Acanthosepion pharaonis, 723 nucleotides. The record is from the annotation of a GenBank genome assembly. NCBI's taxonomy places the organism in Eukaryota, Metazoa, Mollusca, Cephalopoda, Sepiida, Sepiidae.